GAACAAAUCUGAUUGGCUGUGAGAUAGUCAGCAUCGAUAAGCCAGAGAAGUCGACAGUUGUCGACAGUCCUUAUUUGCGAACAAGAUGUCGACCGCCGAGUUAAAUCCGAGACCUUUGCGAGUUUCUCCUUUCAUCAAGUUUUGCCGUUGGAGUUUACUUGUUACUGGAAUUGCUUAUGGUGCGUUCCAUCAUAGGAGAUACAGUAAAAGAGAAAAUGCACGCAGAGAAGAGGAGUUGAGACUUAAACCUAUGCGCGAUGCCAAGCUAGCUGAAGAAAAGAGACUUGCUAAAAUAGCGGAAGACAAAAUGCUGGAAGAGUUGAUGACACCAUCCAAAAAGACAUAAGCCCUACCUGUUUGACGUUACUAGUAAAUUUAUUCAUGAGUUAUUGUUCGAUUGAUUUAUUUGCAUCUGUACAACUAGUCGAUGUAUCCUGACAGCAUUAUGUCAUACAAUAAAAUCUACAUUGUACAAAAAUAUUAAAUAAAAUCUCUAUGAAGAUUA
This is a messenger RNA of Ooceraea biroi (clonal raider ant), 505 nucleotides long. RefSeq names its product ATP synthase, subunit E (gene ATPsynE). The record is from RefSeq and is a predicted model, not a curated record. Gene Ontology annotation, cellular component: proton-transporting ATP synthase complex. Gene Ontology annotation, biological process: proton motive force-driven ATP synthesis. Lineage: Eukaryota; Metazoa; Arthropoda; Insecta; Hymenoptera; Formicidae. Gene Ontology annotation, molecular function: proton transmembrane transporter activity.